This is a messenger RNA of Mastomys coucha (southern multimammate mouse), 2538 nucleotides long. RefSeq names its product LY6/PLAUR domain containing 6B (gene Lypd6b). The record is from RefSeq and is a predicted model, not a curated record. Lineage: Eukaryota; Metazoa; Chordata; Mammalia; Rodentia; Muridae. The transcript is spliced from 10 exons. Bases 721 to 1239 code for a protein of 172 amino acids. Gene Ontology annotation, molecular function: acetylcholine receptor regulator activity.
UAGUCCCUGAUUGCAGUCCUACUGGGUGGGUAAAUAGUAGAGGGCAGAGGAAAUGUUGCUGCCAGAAUCCUGCUUUCUAGAACUCUGCUGAGUGUGUAUAUUCCAAAGCCACAGAAAGCCAUUGGUGAUGGUUUACUGGGGACUCAGAAGAGAUCUUGUCCCCAUACUCUCCAUGUGCCAACCUUCUCUUUGAGAUGCAUGCAGUGAACAACCUCAUGCAGAAAUAGCUAUCCCACAAUGACCAUGUAAACAAACAUUCAUGGAAUAACUUGCAUCUGGAGAAAAAUUCAAAUCUUUUGUUCAAAAUGAAAGGUUUCUACCUCCUGAAGUGGUAUCUGGCCUGGUCUAGCAGAAUCAGGACUGAGCAGGAUGAUUAGGCAGACUGGUUGCUUCAUUGGAUGAAGACCUGUUUCCUGGGGCACAGAGACCAACUGCUAGGUUCUUUCUUAAGGUGUCCUUGAAUGAGAGAAACAAGAAAUAGAAGAGGAAGAGGAAGACUUGGAUAAGCAAGAUGUCGCUGAUUGGCUACGGAUCCCCCUGUCUCCACCUUCCUGAGCUGAAAUCAUAGACACACACUGGCUGCUUGGCUUUUCACAUGGAUGCUAGAGUGCAUCAUCAAGCACUUUGCCGACUAGACCAUUUGAGCUCCACUCUGUAGUUUGAGCCCUGCCAAGAACCCUUUGACACACGACUUUGACCUGCCCAAUCAGGGUGGACAGAAUGCUGCUCCUCUGCCACAUUCUUGCUGUGACCAUCCUUCAGCUCUUGAUCAUCUCAGAGAACUGGGUGUUUGCUAAGAACAUCAACUUCUACAAUGUGAGGCCCCCUCUUGACCCCACACCAUUCCCAAACAGUUUCAAGUGUUUUACUUGUGAAAAUGCAGGGGAUAAUUAUAACUGCAACCGAUGGGCAGAAGACAAGUGGUGUCCGCAGGACACACAGUAUUGUUUGACAGUUCAUCACUUCACCAGCCAUGGAAGAAGUACAUCCAUCACUAAAAAGUGUGCCUCUAAAAAUGAAUGCCAUUUUGUUGGCUGCCGACACAGCCGAGAUUUGGAACACACGGAGUGUAGGUCUUGCUGUGAAGGAAUGAUCUGCAAUGUAGAGUUGCCCACCAACCACACUAAUGCAGUCUUCGCCGUAAUGCACGCUCAGAGGACGUCUGGCAGUAGUGUCCCCAGUGUCCCCAGACCCUACCUCCUGGUGCUGGCCUGGCUCUUUAUGCUUCCCUUGCUAUGAUGUUGCGGUUCCCAAGAGAAGCAGAGACCAGCAAUGUAAAGCACAGACACAGUGGACCAGUGAACUCUGGAAGGUCCAUCUUGCACUUGAUAAAGAAGAUACAUUGGACUGCAAAGUAGAAGGAGAAAGUUCGCUUUGCUGAAAUGCUCCUGCAUGAGAUCACAGCACUGAGCAUGAGGACUUGGUAGCAACCAAGAGGACUACCUAACUUCCAGUGUACUGUUCUAGAGAUGCUGCAUUUUGUCAGUUCUAUAGGAGAGCCGACUAGUAUUUUUGACAGCAAGAGUAGCUUGAUAAGCCCAGGCCUGACCAGGCCUUCACCUGGAAGGACUUUUUUGAUCUCAUGGACUCCCUCAGAGGCUGCUGGGUCAGACUCUGGUUUCUGUGGCUAGCUCAGAGCAUCUCUGAAAUGUAACCCUUUUGCCCAUGGGAAAGCAGUCUUUACUAUGUUAACGUUUAAUUACUGUAAUAAGUACCUGAGAUGAUCCAUUUAUAAAGAUAAAUGGUUUGUUUGGGCUCACAGUUUUGGAGAUUGCAGUAUAUACUGGUUUGGAGCCUGUGUUAGAGAGUGAGUAGCCACUCAUAAUAGAAACUUGAAAAGGGGGAGAGGAUGGGCUGCAGAGAUGUCUCAGAAAUUAAGGCCAGUGACUGAUCUCCUGGAGGACCCAAGUUUGAUUCUCAGCACUCACAUAGCAGCUCACAACUGAUAACUCCAGUGCCAGGAGACCCAAUGCUCUCUAUGGCCUCUGUAAGUACUUCAGACAUGUGGUACACAGACAUAUAUGCAGGUAAGACACCCACAUACAUAGUUCUUUAUAAUAAAGGGAAAGGAAGGAAAAAAAGAGAGAAGCAGGGGUGGGAGAGAGAGUGAGAGAGCAUGCACUUAAAAUUCUCUAGUACCCUUCAAGGUCGUGGUCCCAACAUCCUAAAUUCUCUGACUAGACCCCAUUUCCUAAAGGCUCAACCACCUCCUUAAUGGUACCAAUGGGAUGAGGACCAAAGCUUUAACCCCGUAACAGUCAAGAGCCAGACAAUAGUACCCACUAACCACCUAGUUGAUGAAAAGGACAGCUUAGGAGGGAAAUUUCCAGUUAAUUCUAUGACUCCAUUUGCCAAUUACGAGAUGGUUGGGGAAGGGAUGCAAACCUUUGAGUUAUAUAGUGUAAUGCAUGCUGUGUGUUUCUUGACAAAUGUGGAAGCCUCUAAUGAAGCACAUUUACCAGUGUCACUAAAUUUGUGUUUCCAGGCACCAUGGGUGAUACAUGCUGUCUGAAAGAAUAAAAUUUUAUGCUGAUGUGA